Molecule: messenger RNA, 1257 nt
Organism: Trypanosoma grayi
Lineage: Eukaryota; Euglenozoa; Kinetoplastea; Trypanosomatida; Trypanosomatidae
Exons: 1
Coding region: 1-1257 (418 amino acids)
Biological process (GO): RNA catabolic process; ribonucleotide metabolic process
Cellular component (GO): ribonuclease H2 complex; nucleoplasm
Source: RefSeq, a predicted model, not a curated record
AUGCGGUCGGCCAAAAAGAGCCGGCUGGUGAGUUCUUGCCAUGAUGAUAACAACAACAACAGCGGCAAUAACAACGUGCCGCAGAGCAUUGAUGUAUCAUCCUGUGGCUCAUCCGACGGGGGAUCGCCGCGUCGCCGGCUAGAACUCGAUGACGAAGGCAGCCAGAGUCUGUCUUUUGAUCCCAACAAAGUCGCCGCUAUUGGGGUUGGCGACGUGCACUACGAUCCUGGCGAUCAUACCGUCGCAAUGCCACUUGGCAGACCCUCAAGCCACAUGAUGGUGCUGCCGCGCAUACUUCUCGGGGGUGCUGAAGCAAGCGGCAGUGACAAGGAGGACCACGGGGUGCACGCCGGUUGCACAGCCGUCUCAGAGAUGGACUGGCAGCGGUCGCCUUCCGCGGGUCUCACCAGCGCGGCCGCCGUCGGUGCCUCACCCGACUCCGCGGUGCGAAUGCCCGCUGUUUCGCAGAGGGCCGUGCCGCCUCUUACUUCUGCUACUGCGCUCCGCCCAGGCUGUGCGUUUAUACGGCUGCCGCAUCCGCGUCAUGGCGAACCGGGGCUGUUCUUAUGUCCACCAGCCACAGACAGCGCACCUAGCAACCACAACGACGGCAACAGUAACGACGGCGGUGGAGAUUCGAUUGCCGAAGCAACGACAGUGGUGCUAUAUGAAGUACAAGCGCAGGCCCCACCCGGUGGGUUCGGUCAGACGUGGCUCAUAGACGAAGCGGUGGAGCCGAACGAGGAUCUUCUCGUCGUGACGCCAUUUGAUGUCACGUUCUUUGUCCUUCGCCAAGCGGCCACGCAUGCCAUGAAGGAUAAAUUUGUGUCUGCUGAGGAUCUUAUCAUGGGCGCAAGCCGAGGCGGUGGAGGUGGACGUGGUGCAGAGUGGCCAGGGUGGGGCGUGGCGGUGGCACAGUGUCCCGCUUUGGCUCCGGCGGUUGCGAUGAUGCAGUCACAUGCAGUGCUCGCACGCAUCUGCGAGUUCAAGUCGGUGGGCGGCGAUCAAUACUAUCGCUUCAGCGAGGAUAAGGUGGGAGCGUGGCUUCGGAAGAAGGUACAGCAGGUGGCGAGCUGCCCCGCUCUCCGAGACUUGCUGCAGCUAGGCACAGAGACUGCGACCACGAAUGGCGAUGGUGACGGCGCGCCGAACACUGUGCCGCUGCCUGUGGCCUUCGGUGUGGUGGCGGAGUAUGUGGUGGAGGAGGUGGCCGCCAAGGCCGCGCAGCUCUGCGGCGCGGCAGACGCGGGCAGCUGA